AUGGACGCAGCUGCAGCUAGUUUAGCAACAUGGAAGACAGGGCAGGCAGUGUUUAGUUUGUUGGCUACGUUACAUCUGACGUCUUAUAAAUAUCCACCGACGUGUAAUCCAAAAGAUGGUGAAUACUUCGAUUAUAUAGUGGUUGGAUGUGGAACUGCAGGAAGUAUUAUAGCAAAUAGACUCACAGAAAAUGAAAACGUCAAUUAUCCAGGGUUAUUCCCUUUCACCGCGGAGACAAGUUACGAUUACAACUUUCCAACUGUGAACGACAAUUAUACUGGCCAGCUGCUUAGAGACAACUCAGUAAGAAUAACCGCAGGGAAAAUGUUAGGUGGGAGUAGCGGUCUGUCACAUUUCUUAGACGUCAGGGGGAACCCAUUCGAUUUUAGCCGUUGGGCUACUGCCGCAGGCGAAGACUCGUGGAACUAUGAAGGAUUGCUGCCAUAUUUCAUCAAAAGCGAAAAGGUCACGAAUGAAACCAUUCUUGAUUCUCCUACAGGAAAAUUUCAUGGUACUAAUGGAAAUGUGGAAGUUAACAUCGUUCACAGUAACAAUAAUGUAGACAUUAUUAACGCUUUUAAAGAACUCGGUCACAAAUACAAUGAAGAUAUAAACAGUAACGAAACAUUAGGUAUUACUGAGCCGUUUUAUUUUCUUGCAAACGGUAAACGUUCAGAUAUGGCAAGCGAAUAUAUAACUCCAAUCAAGCAAAGAAAAAAUCUGCACAUUUGGAAGGAAGCUACAGUCACUAAAAUAAAUUUUGAUUUAUUUAAAAACGCUGUCAGUGUAGAAGUAAUGGAUUCUAAAAACAAAAUUAAGACAAUAAACGCCAAUAAAGAAAUAUUACUAGCUGCUGGAAUUAUAAAAACUCCACAAUUAUUAAUGUUAUCAGGCAUAGGACCAAGAGACCAGUUACAGAAAUAUGGUAUUCCAGUCUUAUCCGAUUUGCCGGUGGGAAAGAAUCUUCAAGACCACGUUGUAGCACUAGCACUGCAUAAGUUAGAUCCGUCAAUCGCUAUUGAAACUCCGCCACCUCCAACAGAGUUUCCGACACCGUAUUUGCUCGUCAAUGCCAAUUUAGAUCCCAAGAAAUCCAUACCCGACUACCAAGUCAUUAAUAUUUUUUUACCCCAUGAUACAGGGGCAUUGAAUUUACUCUGUGGGGUUGUUUUAAAAUAUGAAAAUGAACUUUGCAAUCAAUUGUACAAGGCGAAUAUUGGAAGGAAUGCUUUAUUAUCUGUAAUUUAUAAGCAUCGUCCUUUAUCAUCCGGGGAAGUAACUUUGAACAGUAAAGACCCUCUUGCUACACCCACAAUAAAAAUGAAUUAUUACUCAGACAAGAAAGAUCUUGAAGAUAUGGUAGAAUAUGUACAUAAAUUCAGAGAAAUUGUUAACACGACGGUUUUACUAAAGAAAGGCGCUGAAUUUUUGGAUUUAGAUCUGAAAUCGUGUAAAGGUAUCGAUAAAGAUACUGAUGAAUAUUGGAAAUGCUAUAUUUUAAGUACGUCAGCCAGCAUAUAUCAUUUUAUAGGCACUUGUGCAUUGGGCACAGUCUUAGAUUCGAAACUUUCCGUUAAAGGUGUUAACAGACUUCGAGUUGUAGACGCUAGCGCUAUUCCUGAUAUACCAAGUGGAGAUAAUAUGGCUGCUCUGACAGCUUUCGUCGAAAGAGCUGCAGAUAUAAUUAAAUCGUAUGUAUAA
Molecule: messenger RNA, 1701 nt
Organism: Diatraea saccharalis (sugarcane borer)
Lineage: Eukaryota; Metazoa; Arthropoda; Insecta; Lepidoptera; Crambidae
Source: the annotation of a GenBank genome assembly